AUUAAUGGGAUAAAAGGAAUUAAUAGGCAGAUACAUUUAAAUGUUCUAAAAAUUAUAAAUAAAAGACGUGAAGGCCAUAGAGGAAGGGAAGCCGGUCAAAAUCACGACAAACAGAAUCCCGACAGAUUAGCCCGCAUUAGGGUUAG
Molecule: messenger RNA, 146 nt
Organism: Scutellospora calospora
Lineage: Eukaryota; Fungi; Glomeromycota; Glomeromycetes; Diversisporales; Gigasporaceae
Source: the annotation of a GenBank genome assembly